UCUCAAGUGUAACAUUUUUUUUUGUACUUAGCUUUUUCUUUAUUCACCAAAAUUUGGCUUGUAGAAUUUAUUUAGACCAUUAUUAAUUGGCAAUUGGCAUUAUGGAAGAUUGGGAAGAUGAUUUAUGGCUGGAAAAUGAAGAAGAUAUUGCUGCCAUAGAGGAACAAUUAUGUGAAGCUGGGAUGCAUUCUGCACAACAGGGAGCUGAGGAAAGAGUGUGCGACAAAAUGAGUUCUCAGUGUUCAACAUGGGAGGAAAGUGAGCCAAGUACCGAGCAUCUUCGUGUACUGAAUGAAGUUUUUGGGCACACUUCAUUCAGGCCAAUGCAGUGGAGGAUUAUCAGCACAGUUUUGAAGGGCAUGGACAACAACGUGGUCAUGGCAACAGGCUAUGGCAAGUCUCUGUGUUACCAGUUCCCUGCAGUGUUCAGAAAGGGUGUUUGUGUGGUGGUUUCACCUCUCAUCUCUCUCAUGCAAGAUCAAGUCCUUGGAUUGCAAGCUGCCAACAUCCCAGCUUGCUUUCUGGGCAGUGGACAGCUUGACCGCACAGUAUACUCUCAGCUUCGCUGCAAUUCCUUCAGAGUUGUUUAUGUAACUCCAGAGUUUGUUGGUGGAGGUGGACUUGGAGCUUUGCAAGACUUACAUGCUGGUGGCAAUGGCAUUACUCUAUUUGCUGUGGAUGAAGCCCACUGUGUCAGUCAAUGGGGACAUGACUUCAGGACUGCAUACAGGAAGCUUGGAGUGCUUCGGGACCAGUUUCCUUCCGUGCCCAUCAUUAGUCUGACAGCCACAGCUACGGCACCUGUCAUCCAAGACAUUGCUAGAUCUCUUAAACUCAGUAAAAACGCCGUUGUGACCGUGACAAGUUUUAAUCGACCGAACUUAUACUUGGAGGUGAAACCUAAAGGAUCUGGAGCUGCUGAGGAUAUCACGCUGGUGCUCCGUGACCUGGGCAUAGAGGGUCCCACGAUUGUCUAUUGUCCAACUAAAAAAUCUUCUGAAGACACCGCUGCUGCACUCAGAAGUGCGGGUGUGGAGUGCAGUGUGUACCAUGCUGGGCUAGGGCCUAAGCAGCGCAAGAAAGCUCAUGAAGAUUUUGUGAAGGACAAAGUGGGCGUGAUUGCUGCCACUGUGGCCUUUGGUAUGGGGAUUGACAAGCCGGACGUGAGGCGCGUGGUGCACUACGGAGCGCCGCGCGACCUGGAGAGCUACUACCAGGAGAUCGGCCGCGCUGGCAGGGACGGAAUGCCUAGCGUCUGCACGGUCUUCUACUCUUCCAAGGACUUCCUUCUGAACAAAUAUUUUUUAGGUCAGCUGAGAGAAGGACCGCACCGCGACCACCGAGCUGAGAUGCAGCGCAAGCUGGAGCAGCUGCUGAGCGCUGGCAGCGAAUGCAGGAGAGCUUUGUUGCUGCGCCACUUCGAUGCCAAUUGCGUCGUGGAGCAGCAGGCACGCUGCUGUGAUAACUGCACCAGGAGAGAGCAAAAAAAGCUUAAAGGGGCAUUUGUAUCCCGCGUUGAAUCGUCUAUGGACGAGUCAGGCUGCUACGACUUCACGAAUGACGCCUUGCUUUUCAUGAAGGCAUUACAGGGUAUCGGUGAUGCGAGCGCUGUCGGCAACGUAGUGCUCGUGCUGCGAGGCAGCAACAGCCAGAAGGUCAAGGCUUACUGGCGCAAACUCUCCGUCUUCGCACAAGGAAAACAUCGCAAUGAAUCCUUUUGGAAGGCCCUAGGGAAGCAGUUGGUGUUGAGUGGACAUCUUGUGGAGGAGCUCAUCACGCCAUCAGGAGGCAGAGGCAGAGGCUGGGGUGGAGGUCGGACCUUCUCCUUCAGCGCCCUCUCUCUCACUCACCUGGGACGGCAGGUUUUAUCAAGCCCUAAUAGUGUGAUUCGUCUCGCGCCCACCACGGAAAUGAGGGACGAGCUCCGCUAUGUCGUCAAGCUGACGCCGAUCCCCACUCGAGUUGUUGAAAAAACUGACGCGGUGAACAAGGAGACUUCAGCGCAGGGUAUCAGCGUGGCAUCAUUACAUGGUUUCCUGCCUGAGGUUCGUGGCAAGCGACUCAGUCGCCCCGUAGACAAACAUGUCGCCGAGACUCCAGUGGCUGUACGCGACGAUCAACCUGUCGAGGAUCAAACAACGAUUAUUUAUAAGACGGAGCUGUACAGAUCGCUGUUGGUGUUGCGCAACAAGCUUGGCGACGACAGCGGCUACAUGCCCUACAUGGUAGCUCACAACAAGACGCUCCUCGGCAUCGCCUCGUCGCUGCCGUGCAACACUCAACAACUUCUUCAAGUGGAAGGCAUGACUGCGGCCAAAGUAGCUAAGUUUGGUGCUUCCUUCGUCGCCCACGUCAGGGAAUUCUGCUCCAGUCGCGGCAUCCUCAUCCCUUCAGACGUCCAGGCCGAGGAUGACCGUGAUGCCACCAGUCAAGCUAUGGAAGCCAAAUCGACCGUUGAGAAUGCAGUGUCUGAAGAAUCUGCCUCCGGCAGCAGCGGUUGGCUCAAGAUUAAAAAGACCAAAAACUCACAGUCUCCCAUUCCGUCCAAUUAUGGAACGCAUUCUCAAGAAACCAUAAAGUCUUUGAAUGCUAAGCAAGAAACUAAUGCACAUGACGGGCGCUUAACUCAUGAUGAAUAUAUAUGUCGAGGUAUCACUUCUAAUGACAUUGAUGACAAGAACGUGCAUGCAACUCAGCUGAACGUAAACACAAUCGGUAAGAAUGGGAGUGCCUUAGAUGCUCCAAAAUUCAUCAAGACCUCUGAGCAAUGGUGUAAACGCAAUACUUCUAAUGACUACAAUGAUGAGCUAGACGACUUUUAUGGUGAUGAGAUUGAUGAAAUUGCUCUCGAGAGUUGGUUGAAAAGUCAUGAAGAAUGCAUUGAUGUGAAAAGUGAAACAUUUGUCCAAGAUGCAUCACUGGCACCCAAGCUCGUCGAAGAUUCUCAUUUAAAUACAGAAAAACCACCAUCUUCACAUUUCCCUGAUCGUCAUUCUCAUAGUGAAAUACUAAACUUGAAGUCUGUUGUUGCCGCUGCCGAGGAGCAGAUUGGUACGAUCGGUGGCGAGUGCAGCGAAGAAAGAAAGAACUGCGAAAUGGAUUCGUUAAUUUUGGAUGAGCCGAAGUACAAAUUUAAUUCCGUUGGUUCAAUGAAAGUGCUUUCGGCAGCUCAAAGUAGAACAUCUCUGAAUGGGAGAGAAGUUGGCAGAGGUGCAAGAGCGAAGCGCAAGAUGGGCGUCACCUACGAUGACGAUAGCGAGGAGGAAGAACUGCCAUAUCAGGAACCUACCGACGCUAAGUACCAGAAAAUAUUGGCAGACACGAGCCGCCGAGUUGGCACCGUCCUUUUAGACCCUAAAAUUAUGAAGUCGAAAAUGAAGAAGAGUUCAUUGUUCAAGUAGUUGCAACAUGCAAUGCAAUCAAGAGAUUUAUAUUUUACGUUUUUGCUGCUUUGCCAAAAUUUUAUGUGUCGCGAAUUUAAUGCAAAGGGAAGCAAAGUCAUUUUAAGUUCGAAAGUUAUAUUUUGUAUGUAUACUUACAUCAAUGAAUACAUUAAAAUUUAUAAUUUUCCUGCUUACUAACAGCCAAAUCAACUGGAGUUAACAAACUGAGAUACCUUGAUAAGUUGAAGGCGGCGUCUCUGGCAAAAGAAGCAUCUUACGCACUUAAAUUGUCAAAUAGGCUUCAUUUUGAAGUUACUAGGUUCGUUAAACUGAAUUUCAUUAACCAUGAAUGCCAAACCAGUUGCCCUAAUUCAUUCCAUGGUUUCCUGUUUGAAUGCAUAUAACUUAGAGUAGAACGCCAAAGUUAUCAUCGUAAUAGUUUCAUUAUUAUGCAUAUAAAUGAAGAUAGAAUAUAUACGCAUCUAAAAAGAUUAAAGCAAAACUAUAGCCAUACGAAACCAGCAAAUUUGUGGCUUAUGCGCCAGAAGAUCUAAGGUACGUGCAUAAAUAGUUAUACCUGAAAACAACACGCUCGCAGUAACCCAAGCCACACCGAUACAUCAAACGGUCUACUAAGCAAACCUAUAUCAAUGGACGCACGACUUACAUGCGUCGGAUUAACAAGAUUAAUAUCACACUGCCGUCGAGCAACGAGUGCCAUUCAUGGCCUUAAGCUCAACUGCAUCAGGCAUGCAGUAUAUGCUCCUAGUAUAAUUGAGACCAAGCUCUAUUUCUGGCGAUAAGGCCUGCAGCCAUGACUACGAGACGAAGACCAGAGCAACGUUAUCAGCUCAUGUAUGAUCAACUAUCACUAUUAUACGUGUGGCAUCUUCCAAGAUUCCGCGGCAUGUAUACGCCUGCUGAAAAAUCUCCAAGGUUUUCAUUCUGAGGUGCUCGCAUCCAUCAAUACUAGUAGUCUGAUUUACUUCCGAUGUAUGCUCCCAUUCGCUCUCGCUUGGGUAUCUUUGUUCCAAAAGAUACGAUUUAGCGGAUUAUCCAUACGGAUCCACGAGAAAUUUUGCCAAUUCAAAUAACUACCGAUAGGCUAUGUCAGGUCCGGCGGUUGAUAGUUCAAGCAAGGGUCUGAAAUUUACGUUAGAGCGCGGGCACUUUAACUGCAUUGAGCAUGUAAGAUCAAGACCGUCGCCUUCAGCACAAGAGACCGCCUAUCUCACUGCAGCGAUGAGAUAAUUUCUGAUCCUUCUGGCAAUACGUAUAAUUACGCACCUGAUCAUGCCACGCGAUAUGUUCUAUCUGAUCACAAAAUAUCUUCACCAUACAUGACCAGUGUAACUAAUAUAGGAACUUAAUAAUAGCAACAUAAAAUAUAGUUAUAUUCUUCAAUACACAUAACCAACAAUUGUCGCACUGUAUGUCACCAUUCCUCAUUCCGCCUGCUGGAACGAGGCAGUUUACCCACAUAACAGCGCGUCAAAUGGAAUGCGAUUAGACGAAGAUACGAGCAUCCUAUGUAUUUAUUUGUUCAUUACAUUCAUCGAGGAUAAAAUUCUAUGAAUAACAGCUCCUUUUAAUAUAAAUUUAUUACUUUAGAUAUUUUAUUGAAAUUAAUCUACCGUAAACAAUAGAAUGAAAGAUGUCCACAAUUAUUAGCGGCUAAAGAAACCCCAAAAUUUGAUUCAGAUCCGACUGAGCACCGACUAUUUCACUGUUGGUAAAUCCACGACCUCAGCCACAAGUCGAAAUACCAAUCCUAGCCAAAAAUUGAUCAGCUAAAUUAGCCAUAAUCUAACGCAACCAGGAGGAAACAGGGCUGUUAAGAUUACUGAAGUUUCAAGUGGUGCGCACUUCACUCCAGCGAUGAAGUUUAGAAUCUAUGAGAAACUUAGACGCUCUGGUAGGCAGCAGAACGGCGCCGACGUCCCACAAGGUAGCUGAUGAGCACAAGCAGCACGAGCCCCGCCAACGCGCAGCCGACUGCUAUUGGCACCAGGUCACUCGUGAUGU
This is a messenger RNA of Hyalella azteca, 5408 nucleotides long. Its product is annotated as Werner syndrome ATP-dependent helicase homolog. The record is from RefSeq and is a predicted model, not a curated record. Gene Ontology annotation, molecular function: four-way junction helicase activity; nucleic acid binding; ATP binding. Gene Ontology annotation, biological process: double-strand break repair via homologous recombination; DNA replication. The coding region runs from base 102 to 3401 and encodes 1099 amino acids. Gene Ontology annotation, cellular component: nucleus; cytoplasm; chromosome. Lineage: Eukaryota; Metazoa; Arthropoda; Malacostraca; Amphipoda; Hyalellidae. The transcript is spliced from 18 exons.